Molecule: messenger RNA, 621 nt
Organism: Aspergillus japonicus CBS 114.51
Lineage: Eukaryota; Fungi; Ascomycota; Eurotiomycetes; Eurotiales; Aspergillaceae
Exons: 3
Source: RefSeq, a predicted model, not a curated record
CUCUACACGUUCUGCGUGGCCGUCGCCAUCGGCAGCCUGGUGCAGUGCGCGGAGCUGUCGCAGCUGGAGGCGCCCUACUGCCGGUUCACGUCCGGGACGAUGAUCACGAUCCAGUCGGUGAUCAACGUGGUGACGGACUUCUACGUGCUGCUGCUGCCGAUCCCGCGGCUGCUCAAGCUGCAGGUCAGCCGGCGGCGGCGGAUCGGGCUGCUGGUGACGUUUAUGAGUGGACUUGGAGCCUGCGCCGCUAGUCUGGCGCGGCUGGUGAAUUUCCAGCUGAACGACAGCUCGGAUGUGUUCUGGACGACGGGGCGGAAUGCCCAGUUUACAAUCGUCGAAAUGAACAUCGCCAUCAUCGUCGCCUGCGCCACCUCCUUCCCCAUGUGCUUCGCGCGCCUCCGCUCCCUCACCUCCUCCUUCUACAACUCGGCCGUCUCCCUGCUCCAGAGCGGGAGCCGGGAGACGCCCAAGGUCAGCGAGACCGGGGACGGGGGGCCGCGGAGCCACCUCUCGAGUAAGCGGCGGCCGGGGAGCCAGAAUUGGGAACGGCUGAAGACUGGCAAGGGGGGUGGGCGGAUGGACUCGCAGGAGCUGGAGUUUUUGACGGAUAAUCCGGUGUAG